This is a messenger RNA of Racocetra persica, 410 nucleotides long. The record is from the annotation of a GenBank genome assembly. NCBI's taxonomy places the organism in Eukaryota, Fungi, Glomeromycota, Glomeromycetes, Diversisporales, Gigasporaceae.
AAUCCAAAGCUAAAUGCACAUAUUCAGAAAAAAAUAAAGCAGUAUGCGAUGAUAAUGAACUGAAUAAUGCACUAAUAGAUGAAGAGUUAAAUGAUAGUAUUUGGGUAGAUAAGAAAAUUGAUGACAAAGCUGCUAAUUACUUUAAAAUUUUAUUAUCAAAUAUUAAGGUGAAAAAUGCUAAGUUAAAAAAAGCUAUGCAAAACACUCAACCUAUUACUUUUUACUUAUCUUCUGUAUCAGCUUAUUCAGUAGCACCUAACGUUAAUAAGAAUGUGGUUAAUAAGAAUGUGGUUAAUGAGAAUAUGAUUAAUGAAAAUGUGGUUAAUGAAAAGGCAUGUAUUAAACUAGCAAUUAAAGAGUUAAACAAUAUGUUAGAAAAGGAUAAUGGACAUAUAGAUAAUAGAAUUAAG